Molecule: messenger RNA, 1197 nt
Organism: Chlorella variabilis
Lineage: Eukaryota; Viridiplantae; Chlorophyta; Trebouxiophyceae; Chlorellales; Chlorellaceae
Exons: 4
Coding region: 1-1197 (398 amino acids)
Biological process (GO): nuclear-transcribed mRNA catabolic process; NAD-cap decapping
Cellular component (GO): cytosol; nucleus
Molecular function (GO): mRNA 5'-diphosphatase activity
Source: RefSeq, a predicted model, not a curated record
AUGUCGCAGCCAGUGCAGGUGGCCGGGUGGACCAAGGUGGCGGCGGGCGCCUUCACCCCUGACUGCAGCGGCCUGCUGCCCUUUGUGCGCCCCGCGCUGCCCGCCAGCCUGGAGGGCGGCGGCUACGUGGGCAAGGACGAGGGCGAGGAUGUCGGGGUGGAGCCGGUGGUUAGGGCCGCCGCGGCGGCCGCCGCGCUGCAGGCUGGCUGCGACGUGCUGUCGUACCGCAACAACCUCAACAAAAUCUUCGGGGUGCCGUUCGACCCGUCCUCGCCCUGGGCCGUCGACGCCUGCCUGCUGCGCCUGCCAGGCCCCGCCCCCGGCAGCGGCCGCGGAAGCAGCAGCACCGGCAGAGGCGGCGGCGGUGGCGGCAGCAUGGCGGGUAGAGAGAGCGGGGGCAGCAGCAGCCUGUCAGGCAGCGAGAGCGGCGGCGGCGGCGGCGGCACCCUGUUUUUGGACAUUGUGAAGGUGGAGCAGGCGUGGAUUGGGGACCCUGCUCAGAUGGAGAAGUUCACUCGCUGGGGGUUUGAAGCGCUGUGCACGGGUCAGGAGGUGGCAGACGCCUCCUCAGAGUACGGCGCCCUGGUGCGCAGCCGGCUGGCCCAGCACCGCCUCCUGAUCGACGCCGAGAUCGACUGCUUCGACCCGGCAGCUGCCGGGCAGCUGCCGCCAGCGGAGGAGCGGCAGCAGGCGCCAGGAGGGCAGCAGCAGAAGCGGCAGCAGCAGCCGCCGCCGCUGUCGAGCUACAUUGAGCUGAAGACGUAUAAGCUGCCGCAGCAUCCGGGGCAGCAACGCACCCUGCACCGGCACAAGCACCCCAAGUGGUGGCUGCAAAGCUUCCUGGCGGGCGUGCCCCGCCUGGCGCUGGGCGGCCGAGACGACCAGGCACGCGCGUGUGGCAUGGUUCGCCGGAUCGACCUGGUGGCGACAGCAGACCUGCCUGGCAUCUCCGCCGCGCAUGGCGCGCACUGGAGCCCCGGCCAGGCUCUGCAGUUCGGUGUGGCGGUGCUGGGGUGGAUGCGGGAGGAGGCGGGGCGGGCCCCUGGCCAGCACCUGCGCUUCACCUACGCUGGUGGCAGCGGCGGCGGCGGCGGCAGGGGCGGCGCCGCCGGCAGCAUACGCUGCGAGGUGGUGGAGGGCGGGGCCCUGCCGCAGCGCAUCAGCAGCUGCCUGCGGGAGUGCGGGCUGGAGCUGUGA